UCUGUCUUCCUGUGUACGCCGGAGAUAUGCGACCGAGCAGAUACACAGUACAGAGAUACAGUUCCUCAGCCGCUUGAGUGACGUCCGGGACCCCACGACACAUGGGAACCAGAAGCACUAAGCCAGCUGUCAUGCCUCGGGACGUUGCUGCAUCUUUCUCCAAGCUAGAGGAGGAGAUUACGUGUUCUGUGUGUCUCCAUGAGCUCACGGACCCGGUCUCUAUCGCCUGCGGACACACCUUCUGCAGAGCCUGCAUUACCGCCUACUGGGCCACCGCGCAGCCACAGGGAUACCUCUGCCCGGAGUGCCGGAGCACCUGUCCCAAAGACCAGCUCAUACCGGCCUACAGGCUCAAACAUCUGGUUACAAAGGUCCAGCUUGUAGUAAAAGAAGAAAAAGCCAAACUUUUAGACAAAGGCGCUCCUGCGUCCGCUGUUCCGCUGGUUUACACUGAUCCGCACGGCCGGCUGCAGUUAGAUGAAUCGGUCAUACAGAGCUGCUUCCUGGAUGGAGAGGUUGCGGGUUACCCCCUGUGUCUCAUCUGUGUGAUCGGGGAGACGCGGCGGGGGAAAUCCACUCUGAUGAAUUAUAUCCUGAGAGCCCUUCACAGCCUGAAGAAAGGGCAGCCGGUCAGUCUGGGGGAACUUAAUGACCCCCUCACAGGGUUUGCAUGGUCACGUGGGACGGACAGCCUGACCAAGGGCAUAUGGAUGUGGAACAGACCUUUUAUCUUGGAGCGGAAUGGAGACAAGAUGGCCGUGUUUGUCCUGGACACAGAGGGGUCGCUGGACAUAGAGAGUGACCGAGAAACCAGCAUCAAGCUGUCCGCACUCUCCAUGCUCCUCAGCUCAUACCUGAUAUUCAAUGUUAAUGCAAGCCUGAAAACUACAGAGCUGGACUACCUAGAGAUGUACCUGGACAUCGCUGAGCUGACCGGAGAGUCCUGUUCCCUGCAGUAUCUACAGCACCUGGAUCUGCUGCUGCGAGACUGGCAAAAUCCAGACAACUGCGGCCGAGAAGCAGCUCAGACCUAUAUGGAGCAUGAGACGCAGAGGCUGCGUAAGAACUCAACGCACCGCCGGGUGCUGCUGACCCUGAGAAGCCCAUCAGUAGGCGGGUUCCUCUUACCGCACCCUGGGAAGCAGUUCCUCAGAUCGGCUCAGGGGAGCCUGGCAGAUAUGGAUGAUGAUUUCAGGAGUCACCUGGGAAGAUACAUAUCCGACCUUGUGGGAGGAGUUUGGCAGCACCAUAAGACGGACAUUAAUGGAAUGCAGGUGACCUGCGCCCACGUGGGGAGGACACUGAAGGAGUUUGUCAGCACUUUACAGCAACAACAUUACAGCUUUGCUUCCCCUAUAGAGAUGUUCCAUUCACUGGAAAACCGCAAGAACAUUAAAAACAUUAUCAAGAGAUUUCAGGAUUUCAUGAACAAUCAGGCCCCAAUGACGUCCUCUCCGUUUAAGAUCCUGGGGGUUACACCAUCUAAAAUGAGGUCUAUAGCCAAUGCUGAAGCCACUCGCCUUGUCGGAGAGUACGAGAACCUGCUCAAAGGCGAUAAUCGCGUUGAAAUGACGGAGCUUACGGAUGAGGUGACAUCACUAUUAACACAAGAGGAGGAGAAAUUCUGCUCCCAAUAUUCCAAGCGCUUCACAAAGUGUGCAGUAGGGAUCGGUUGCGCAGUGGGGGGUGGAGUCCUGAGCUUGGCUGGAGGGAUCGUAGGAGCUGCCGUGGCUGGAACCGUGCUCGCCGCUGAGGCAGCAGUGUUGCUGGGCAGCACAACUGCGGCGGUGGUCGCCGGGGCAGUCAGUGGUUCCGUCACGCUGGGGGCCAUUGGUACCGGGGUCGGAGCCGGUGUAGGCGGUGUCAUUGGACAUAAAGUAAAUAAAAGAGAGCAUGUGACUGAUCAAGAAGCUAACAGAGACUCCUCUGAAGACACCAAACAACUGGUUAAUGAACAAUAGUGACACUAUCCUAUAAAUCGAGAAACCACUGAUUGGCUGACGGCUGAACUGUUUACAGAUCUCAAGCACUUCUUUCUCAGGACAUGGUUUUAUAUGGUUUUGACAUAAUUAGAUUUAUAUUUUGCAAUUGAUGAAUUUUGGAAUGUAAAACGCCUCUGUUUUUAAUGAGGACUCAUGGGCAUGAAACCUUGUGACACAUCGCAUAGCUGUGGCAGAAUAUUAAAGAGCUCGUCAUCUUUGGCGGUUCUAAUAAAUAAACCUAGAACACCUACGGCAAAAGAAAUGGACCAAACCGAAACUUUGAAAAUGUUUGAUAUAUAUGGGGGAAUUUAUAUUUGUACUUCUACCUUUAUCUUACUGAGCUAAACUGAAUUUUAACCUUUGAGUGGCAUUAACCUUUCAGUGGCGAUAGCUGUGUCUCUGAUCUGCUGAUCCUUUGAGUCACUGGGGUUUGUAGACAUAGCAGAUCUCGGAUAACUGAUGUAGAUAGAGCUGGUUUAUCUGGUUAAUCUGCUCGGCAUAACAUGAACUGAUGUAUGGAAAGCAUGAGAGUGGGCUGAGCUCACAAUAACUGCACAUAUCACAGUAACACACCCGCUGCGGUCUAUACAUCUAUUGUGAUUCACUCUACUUAGUGCAGGACAGGAUUUCCAGGGGUUUUCUUACCUGUGAGAGUCGCUCUGAGCACUUGGAGUACUGUAUAAUGGAAAACCAUUUACUAUAAUACUGUAAUAAUGGAAAAUGAAAUGCAGUUACUGACUGUGUAAUUAAUUUAUAUAAAUAUUUAUGUAUUCA
Messenger RNA from Pseudophryne corroboree (corroboree frog), 2756 nucleotides. RefSeq names its product ring finger protein 112 (gene RNF112). The transcript has 14 exons. Lineage: Eukaryota; Metazoa; Chordata; Amphibia; Anura; Myobatrachidae. The coding region runs from base 102 to 1961 and encodes 619 amino acids. The record is from RefSeq and is a predicted model, not a curated record. Gene Ontology annotation, biological process: protein homooligomerization; endoplasmic reticulum organization. Gene Ontology annotation, molecular function: GTP binding; GTPase activity.